Umbelopsis ramanniana AG is the source of this 5216-nucleotide messenger RNA. RefSeq lists its product as uncharacterized. Lineage: Eukaryota; Fungi; Mucoromycota; Umbelopsidomycetes; Umbelopsidales; Umbelopsidaceae. Gene Ontology annotation, biological process: phosphorelay signal transduction system; phosphorylation. The record is from RefSeq and is a predicted model, not a curated record. The transcript is spliced from 16 exons. The coding region runs from base 108 to 4958 and encodes 1616 amino acids. Gene Ontology annotation, molecular function: phosphorelay sensor kinase activity.
CGGAAAAUCGAAGUCUUUCGAUCCUGUAGUGGACCAAAGAUAGGUUCUGGCUUCUUCUUCUUCCUUUUUUUUCUUUCGACUCCAUUCCGAUCAUCUUCAGUUUGAGCAUGGCCGAAUCUAGCCGGCCAAUCCAUUCCAGCAUGGUGCCGAAUGAUUCUGCUGAAAAGCCAAGUGCAAACGUCAUACCAGCGAAGAAAAAACAAUUUGGCCUUGAACAACCUGAACUAGUCUUCUAUGCACCGUCAGAUAACUUUCCUUAUAAGCUGAAGGGAGAACCGCAGAUUCUAGAUAUAUUACACAACACCGACUGGAGCAAAACAGUACUUGGUCCAGCCAAAGACUGGUCCAACAUCUUGGUCAAUUCAAUUCGACUUGCCUUGGUAUCGCGAUUUGCAAUGUGCAUAUGGUGGGGUCCAGACUUCAUGCAAAUGUACAACGCAAAAUAUGGCGCUUUUCUGGGCAAACGGCAUCCAAGAGCAUUUGGUCGGGAUAUGCGAGAAUCAUGGCAUGAUGUUUGGGAAGACAUAGAACCUUUGAUAUAUGCCGUAAUAGACGAUGGAGAAUCUGUCUUUCUUAAGGAAGGUCGUUAUUGGAUGACUCGGUUUGGAUGGAUGGAAGAGACCUACUUUACCUAUCAGUACUCUCCAAUCCAUGAUGAUGUCCACGACAAGCCUAUUGGCAUAUUUCACGUAGUGACUGACGAAACCUCAAAAGUCUUUUCAGAGCGAGACAUGGUGACUUUGCGAGAUUUGUCGGUUGGAACCAACGCCGCCACAACAUACUCAUAUUGGAAAAGAGCGGUUGCAAAAGUGUUCAAAGUGCCAAGCAACUGUACAGAUGUGCCUUCCAUUGACUUAUACGAAAUCGAUAGAGAAACCAAUCAAUUUCGGCGCAUUAUUUCAGAAGGAUGCCAUGCAGAGCAGCCACGACUCCAAUUUCCGGAAACUGUCCAGAUCUGGGAAGAGUUUCAAUCUCACCAUAGCGAUACAUUUAGCGCAGAUAAUAUGAAAAUCCCUUCGCACAAACUACGCGGUUCUUCAGCAUCACUUGUCUCCUCAACAACAUCCGAUUCCAUAGAGAACAAAGAGUCAGUACGGAAAUCACUGGAUCCAGCCACGGUCAUUAAGAAUCGACUAACAAAAGCCAUGAAUGACUGUUUUGUACACAACAAAGAGACACACCUGACUUUACCAGUGGAGACCCUGCCUAUACCCAAUAUCACCGUCCCUGAUAGUGAAAAGGUAUAUUUAUCGAAAACUGGGCCUAGUGCGAACGCUGUGAUUUUCCCCAUACAUGGAUCGCCUCAGGACUACCACGAUAUUAGCUUAAUUGCGGUAUUAGCCACAAAUCGAUUCCGCAAAUAUGACGAGAAAUAUCGAUCAUACUUUCAACUACUCGUCAGCCAACUUAGCGGUAGUCUUGGUACAACGUCAGCCAUAGAGGAUUCUGAACGACGAGCCGAUGAAUUAACAGAAUUGAAUCGUAGCAAAACCACCUUUUUCUCUAAUAUUAGCCACGAAUUUAGAACGCCGUUGAGUCUUAUUCUCGGACCUGUUGACCAAGUGCUACAUGAUCCAACGCUUAAUCCGAAAAGCAAAGAAAUGGCAAAAAUGGUACAACGCAACGCCAAUCGUCUGCUUAAGCUCGUCAAUACAUUGCUACAAUACACACAACUCGAAACCGGAAGGAUGCGAGCUCAGUACAAGCCCGUUAACAACCUACCUGAAACCACCAGAGAAAUUGCCAGCGCAUUUGAUACCGUCGCAGUUCGUUUCGGCCUUCAAUUUGUCCUUGACUGUCCGUCUUGGGAAUGGUCCGAGCCGAGCAAUCGAAACUAUGGUCCAGAUGACACCACGGCAUUCGUUGAUGUUGAUAUCUGGGAGAUAAUCAUUCUCAAUUUGCUUUCGAACGCAUUCAAGCACUGCAUUAAAGGUUCAGUACGGCUCACCCUACGAAGGCAUUUACGACCAUCCUCAUCGUCGCCUACUGCCGCCAUUUACCGUAAUCCCUUCAUCACUCCCAGCCUCGCUUCCUCAGAUACAGUCACUCCCGAAUCAGUUUCGUCAAUAAGUUCCAACGUAUCAUCAGCCGGUUACUAUGAACUCACUGUUGCCGAUACAGGAAGCGGUAUUGCAGAAGAGGACAUUAGCCGUAUCUUUGAUCGUUUCUAUUCAGUUCGCAGUACUGAAUCCAGAUCUCACGAAGGCAUCGGUAUUGGUCUCAGCUUCAUCAAAGAUCUGGUCGAAAGUCAAAAGGGUAUCAUCACCGUUGACUCAACAUUAGGCGUCGGCUCAACUUUCACCGUCAAAUUGCCAUUAGGCUACCGACAUCUCAACCCUCAUGCAGUCGUCCGCUCUGUUGACGACAAUGAUUCUGUAAGAUCACCGUCUAACAACCUACCAGUCAUAAAGGUCGACACCCUACACAAGAAUACAGUCAAUAGGAUGAUGCCCAAUAAUGGCAAAUUGUUUGUAGCAGAAACCGCAGGAUGGAACGACUUUGACGAGCAUCCCCAAGAGCCCUCUCAGCAUCCUGAAGAAACCCCACUUGAACCUUCAACACCAUCUCAAUUAGUGACCCCAGCAAUGGAGUCUGAAGACUACGUGAAUCACCACGCCGAUAUCUUUAAGCCGACCGUUCUGGUUUGCGAUGAUAACACGGAUAUGCGCUCUUACAUACGACAUACCUUAAUAUCCAAUUUCAAUGUCAUUGAAGCGUCAAACGGACAAGAGGCGCUCGAUAUUGCUGUCAGAUUGGCUGCCUCAGAAGCAUCCGAGAUGUCCAUGCAAGGGGAUGAUGCGGUGCCUCGAAGGCGGAUUGAUCUGGUGUUAGCCGACGUCAUGAUGCCGGUCAUGGAUGGUAUUGAACUUUCCAAAAACCUUCGUGCCAACCCGUUCACUCGAACUCUUCCUAUCAUUAUGUUGACUGCUCGUGCUGCUGCUGGUGACAGUAUGAAUGGACUAUUUGCCGGAGCCGAUGACUACUUGUUUAAGCCAUUUGAUGCCCAGGAACUGAUUGGCCGUGUCACAACACACAGCAAUCUUUACCGUAUGCGACUGGAGUAUGCGGAUGCUCGCAACAAAAUCGCAGUAUUGGAAGCUGCCAACGAUGCAAAAUCGAAGCUUAUUGCUCUAGUGUCUCAUGAGCUUCGCACCCCGCUUCAAUCGAUCAUUGGAACCGUCGAAUUGCUUCGAGAAGGAGCACAGUUUGAAGAGGAGCGCACGGAUUUGGAUAACAUACACUAUUCUAGUCACGUUCUUUCUGCCUUGAUAUCGGAUAUCCUUGAUGUCGCUAAAAUUGAUGCUGGAAACUUCGUUUUUGAGCCUGCUGAUUUCAACCCCCGUAUUCUUGUUCAGCAUUGCUGCGACAUCUUGACGGAAAAAGCAAACAGCAAGGGCUUGGAUUUGGUAUGUCACAUUGACCAAGGUAUCAUAGAGCGCGCUAAUCAAGACCCCGCCCGUAUACGACAAUGUAUUAGCAACAUGCUCAGCAACGCUGUCAAAUUCACCGAAAAGGGGUACGUUGCCGUGAAAACUUACACCCGCCUAUCCUUCAGCGAUGGCAGAGCCUCUCGUCGAUUCGUUGCUUCAGAGUUGGAGUCUGAGGAUAGCUGGCCAGAUAAAAGCUCAUCAAAGGGAGAUCCCAAUGCCACAGCUGAACUUGUUGUUGAAGUCGAAGACACUGGUAUUGGUCUAGCACAGGAGUCGAUGCAUGAGAUUUUCGAACCUUUCUGUCAAGCAAACACGUCCUCUACUAGACCUUAUGAAGGCAUUGGUCUUGGCCUGGCCAUCACUAAACAACUGGUUGAAAAAGCUGGCGGUGAAGUUGGCCUUGUGUCGGAAUUGGGCAAGGGUAGUACGUUCUGGAUCAUAUGGCCCAUUUCACCACCUUUGGCGAGCUAUCGAACGCCUGGGGAGGACUCUACGUCAGACGAUAACAUUACUCUGACCGACGACGUGAAUGUGCCUAAAGACAUAUCCAUCUUGAUCGUGACCAAGAACCAAGUAGCCGCUUUGGCCGUGGCGGAAAACUUAAUAUCAGCCAACAUUAAUGGAAUAACCACUACGACCGACAUAAACCAUGCUAUGCAGUUGGUGUCAGAGGCCAAAAAGCCUUACGAUGUUCUCAUUGCCGAUUCUUUCUUGGAGUCCCAAUGCAUUCCACUGGUUCGAAAGUGCAAAGAAAACAAGACAUUUGUUCUGACCAUCGUUAGUCGAGGUCUUCUUCGAACUCUAAGCAAAGGGCUCAAGGAUCUUACCGACGAAGUCAUUGCACGCCCAGUUCAUCGUGCCAAUUUGCUGGACAAGUUGAGCAAACUUUCAAUAGAAAAGCGAACUCGAAAAAUUUCCAUUGCAGAUCAACACAAAUCGUUUCUUGGUAAAUUGGAAGCCUCGUUGCAAAAGCAUAUUAUUGCAAGGACCGACGAACAAGAAGUUCCAUUAUCGCCUGAGUCUAUGACCUCGCCUGGUAUAGGUAGCAGAGCGUCAUCCAGCACACUGGUCGAAGAAUCGUCGUCGAAUGCUAGAGAUACCCUCACUCCACGAAGGCAAUCUUCUGUGCGCGCUCCAGGUGUCAUCAAGGGAACCAUUUUAGUGGCAGAGGACAACCUCAUUAAUCAGAAACUGCUCAAGAAACAACUACUGAAGCUAAACUACGAAUCUGAUGUCGUUGGUAAUGGAUUUGAAGCGGUUAAUAUGCUCAAGACGGGCAAGAAGUACAUUGCCUUCCUCUGCGACUGCAAUAUGCCACAAUGCGAUGGGUUUCAAGCGACUGCUAUCAUUCGUGGUUCCGAGGAAAGCUUCAGGAACAUACCGAUUCUUGCAAUAUCAGCCAAUGCUAUGGCCGGAGAUCGAGAAAAAUGUUUGAACGGACAAAUGGACGACUAUAUCAGCAAACCCCUCACCAUUCCUCAACUUGGAUCUGCACUUGAGCGAUUACUUAGUAACUCAAAAUAUUGAUCCAAGGCUUAGUUAACUAGACUACAUGUUGGUUCAUGGCUCGUAUUUAAAGUAACAUCUACACUUCCAGCGUAAAAAUUUUGGGUCCCAAGUGAUUUUCUAUUACGCAUAAUAACCAUCACUGGUACACACAUUCAUGUCACUUCUCAGAAUGUAGCAGCACAUAGAAAUUGCAAUUAAAAGAAAAACGAGAGAUUUAUUACUUGCAAAAGAUGAUCGAACGCCGAGGACGGUCCGAGGUAUGAUCUCUUACCGGAA